This is a messenger RNA of Thlaspi arvense, 270 nucleotides long. NCBI's taxonomy places the organism in Eukaryota, Viridiplantae, Streptophyta, Magnoliopsida, Brassicales, Brassicaceae. The record is from the annotation of a GenBank genome assembly.
AUGCAUGGACCCAAUUGUUUUCUGGAAGAAUCAACUAAGUAUGUUUCUGAAUGUUCGUUUUGGAGUCUCAAAACUUUCAAGUGGACAGGGUUCAACGGAGCACAAGAAGCAAGAGAUCUCGUGAUUUUCAUCUUGAAAAAUGCUUAUCGAUUAAAGACUGCGACGACAUUGACUCCGUCAGAGUUGGAUAUACAUUGGAAACUUGAAAUAAUCAAGGAGUUGUCACUUUCUUCCCGAGCUUCAACAAUGUGCCAACUCGCAUUUGAUUGA